Molecule: messenger RNA, 1683 nt
Organism: Aspergillus fischeri NRRL 181
Lineage: Eukaryota; Fungi; Ascomycota; Eurotiomycetes; Eurotiales; Aspergillaceae
Product: putative GTPase NOG2
Exons: 3
Coding region: 1-1683 (560 amino acids)
Cellular component (GO): nucleolus
Molecular function (GO): GTP binding
Source: RefSeq, a predicted model, not a curated record
AUGGGUACAGGAAAGAAGGAGGCGAACCGUAAGGUACGCCAGGGGAAGGUUGGAGAUGGCAUGGCCAAUGUCAGAACAAAGGGUGAAAACUUCUACAGAGAUGCGAAGAAGGUCAAGCAUCUGAACAUGUUCAAGGAUGGCAAGCCUCGACGUGACGCUGCUGGAAACAUCACCGUCGCCGCCUCGUACCAGUCACGAGAUGCACCCACGGCUCGGAUUGAACCCAACCGUAAAUGGUUCGGUAACACGAGAGUGAUUUCUCAGGAGGCCUUAACAUCCUUCCGCGAGGCGGUCGCUGAACGUGCCUCGGACCCGUACUCGGUCCUCCUCAAGACCAACAAGCUUCCUAUGAGCCUAAUCAGAGACAAUGUUCACACUGUGAAUGGACUGAAGCAGCAUGAAGCGAAGAUGGCCAUUGAGACUGCUCCUUUCAGUGAUACAUUCGGCCCCAAGGCUCAAAGAAAGCGAGUCAAGCUGGGUGUUGCGUCUCUGGAAGACCUGGCUGGAGAGACCGUCAAGAUGCAUGACGCCUAUGUUGAAAAGACGGAUCAAGCCACUCACGAAGAUGGAACAAUCAUCGCUUCCGGCGAUGUGUCGACCGACGACAAGACUUUUACUGAAGCACCCACUGCUCGAGAGUCCGUCUUCUCCAAAGGGCAGAGCAAGCGAAUCUGGAACGAGCUGUACAAGGUCAUCGAUUCUUCCGAUGUUGUCAUCCACGUGCUUGACGCUCGUGACCCUGAAGGCACACGUUGCCGGAGUGUUGAGAAGUAUAUUCGUGAGGAAGCUCCCCAUAAGCACUUGAUCUUUGUGCUUAACAAGUGUGAUCUUGUUCCUACGAGCGUGGCAGCGUCUUGGGUACGGCAUCUCUCUAAGGACUACCCCACGUUGGCGUUCCACGCUUCGAUCAACAACUCCUUUGGUAAAGGUUCUUUGAUCCAGCUUCUGAGACAAUUCUCCUCUUUGCACUCGGACCGGAAGCAGAUCUCUGUGGGAUUGAUUGGUUAUCCUAACACUGGAAAAUCAUCCAUCAUCAACACUCUGCGGAAAAAGAAAGUUUGCAACGUGGCUCCCAUCCCCGGAGAGACCAAGGUUUGGCAGUAUGUGACUUUGAUGAAGAGAAUCUAUCUCAUCGACUGCCCUGGUGUUGUUCCACCAAACCAGAACGACACGGAGCAAGAUAUUCUCCUUCGUGGCGUCGUCCGUAUCGAGAAUGUUCACAACCCUGAACAGUAUAUCCCUGCUGUCCUGGCAAAGGUUCAACCUAAACACCUUGAACGCACAUAUGGCAUCAAGAGCACUGGAGAUCCCAUCGAUUUCCUUAGCAUUCUCGCCCGCAAGGGCGGUAGACUCCUCCGUGGAGGCGAGCCUGAUUUGGAUGGUGUCGCUAAGAUGGUCAUCAAUGAUUUCCUUCGAGGCAAGAUACCGUGGUUCACCCCGCCUCCCAAGUCUGCUGGUGACGACAAUGCAAAGAUCGAAGGUCGCGAAGGUCGGCUUGGGGAGAUGGGUCGAAAGAGGAAGCUUGACGAGACAAACUCGGAGCCUGCGGGAACCACCGAGAAUGCCUCUAACAAAGAGGACGCCGAGUCCGAAGAUGAGGAAUUUGAAGGCUUUGAAAGCGACGAUGACGAUGACUCAAUUGUGAAUCUUGAAAUCAGCGAUGAAGAAAGCGGGGAGGAGUGA